AUGCAGCUGUACGCCAUCCUCACCGCGGCCGCCACCGUUUUCUCACUCAGUGCCAUGGUUCAGGCCAGACCACUACCAUGCCCAGAUCUGAAGCGUGACCUCAUUCUCAGCGGUCAGGCCAGUCCCGAGAUAUGCUGUUCCUACGGCACAUGUAAAGGCGACGUCAACAUCAUCAGCGGGUGA
Molecule: messenger RNA, 183 nt
Organism: Colletotrichum truncatum
Lineage: Eukaryota; Fungi; Ascomycota; Sordariomycetes; Glomerellales; Glomerellaceae
Source: RefSeq, a predicted model, not a curated record